Messenger RNA from Drosophila rhopaloa, 788 nucleotides. RefSeq lists its product as uncharacterized. The transcript is spliced from 2 exons. The record is from RefSeq and is a predicted model, not a curated record. The coding region runs from base 97 to 738 and encodes 213 amino acids. Lineage: Eukaryota; Metazoa; Arthropoda; Insecta; Diptera; Drosophilidae.
UGUCAAAUUAUUAAAAAAAAUAAGACAACGGAACAUUUGCUGGAAUUUAUUUUAUCUAAUAAAUUUCACUGAAUUAAAUCAUUGCAAUUUGGAAAUAUGAACGAACAGUGUUAUCUAACCAGCAAGUACCUGUUUUCAGGUGAACUUUUGGAGCAGUAUAUUUCGUCCACCCCAUGCGAAAAUAUACGCAAGAUGGAGCAGAGUUACACUGACAUACACCUGUAUGGAAAGGGUUCUUCACAGCAGUUGGUGCCAUCAGUUCCUCCGACAAGUCAACUUGGUUGCCAGGAGAUUACCAAGCUCGUGUCGCCCAGCCACAAUUUUCCCAAGGAAAAUAGCCGGGGAAAAACUUCAAAACGUUUGAGCAAGAAAUGCCGUUCUGAAUUGCGUCGGCAUAUUGCUUCGAAUCUGAAACGUGGACUCUACAAUCUUAAGCCGUUAUUGCACCGGCGAUGUAAAUUUUGUCGCCAUUUUUUGCCUAUGAAUAUAAGGCAACACGAAAUGAUGUGCCAAAAUGUGUGGAAAUUUUUUGAAUUUGGUUGCCCAUGCGGUUAUUUGAGUUCAUCAUUCAGAUCCAUUGGAAACCACAGUCGAUCCUGCCAUGUAGGUCAAUAUAUCAAAAAUAUAGGGAUUACUGGUUGGUUCCCAUACGUCAGCACCGAAUGGAAGAACUAUUUGUCCCAUAUGCUAGCACCAGCAGAUUAUCCAGAUUAUGAUUGUACGCCUAUUGGAAAAUGAGGAUUUCAAGGUCCAAAAUUGUCGUUUCUAAUAAGGAUUACGUGCUUUUA